Durusdinium trenchii is the source of this 894-nucleotide messenger RNA. The record is from the annotation of a GenBank genome assembly. NCBI's taxonomy places the organism in Eukaryota, Dinophyceae, Suessiales, Symbiodiniaceae.
AUGGAUGACCUUCUUCGAGACGAGCUGCUGCCCGCUUUGGCACUGCUCUUGCGGCCAGUGGAUUUGUGGUCUCUGCGCCCCUUGAGGCGGCAGGCCGCCUUUGCUGUCCUUUGUCCCUCCAUGCUGCCUCGCCUGCGCGGCUUUUGGGCAGCAAAGCCUGAGAACGUCAGUGAGGUGCUCCGCAAAGGCCCACAACCGUCUGCCGCACUGUUGCGCUAUGUCGGGGAGCAGCUGCUGAUUGGCUGCCAUCCCUUCGUGCCCAACGAGCUAGGGCAAACAGCUCUUACGUGGGCUUCGGAGUAUGGUUUGGAAGAAGUUCUAGCGCUAUUGCUUGGAAUGGCUUUUGAUCAACCAGCCCACGUGCAGCAGGUCGAGUCAAAUGGAUGGUACCCGCUGUUCCGCGCAGCCUGGACGGGCCGAGCUGCUUGCGCACGUCUCCUGCUCAAAGCAGCGGCCCAUGUGGAAGGCCCAAUUUGCCGAAGCCGCUACUCGCCACUGAUGUGUGCUGCACGUUGGGGCCACCGCGAGGUGGUAGAAGCUUUGCUUGAAGCAUCUGCUGAUGUGAAGCGACGCAAUGACUUUGGUGAGGAUGCUUUGGUGCUGGCAAAAGGUCAGGGGCACUGGGAGGUCUGGCACUUGCUUCAAAGUGCUGGAGCGGAGAUUGGCCAUUGCAAGGAAGACGAAUGGCAAACUUCAAGCAGUGCCCGGCGAACGCUGGGCCAAGGUUGGAUCGCUUUGGGUCAGGACUUCUACCUUCAGGACACCAUCGCUCCAGCCGUCAGCGAUGAGUGCGAUGAAAAACACAUUGAACAUCCAAGCGUUGCAGCGUUGCGUCCAUGCUUCCCUCUCCCAAACAGAGUCCCACGUGGCAAAACAUGUGCUGAAGCAUUUUAG